Pteronotus mesoamericanus is the source of this 2133-nucleotide messenger RNA. RefSeq names its product glutamate rich WD repeat containing 1 (gene GRWD1). NCBI's taxonomy places the organism in Eukaryota, Metazoa, Chordata, Mammalia, Chiroptera, Mormoopidae. The record is from RefSeq and is a predicted model, not a curated record. Gene Ontology annotation, biological process: ribosome biogenesis. Bases 1 to 1341 code for a protein of 446 amino acids. Gene Ontology annotation, cellular component: nucleolus. Gene Ontology annotation, molecular function: protein binding. The transcript has 7 exons.
AUGGCGGCGCGCAAGGGUCGGCGACGCACGUGUGAAACAGAGGAACCCAUGGAGGCCGAGUCCCGCGACGCAGGGUCCGAGGGCCCGGCCCAGGUCUACCUGCCCGGCCGAGGGCCUCCGCUACGCGAAGGAGAGGAGCUGGUUAUGGACGAGGAGGCCUACGUGCUGUACCACCGAGCGCAGACUGGCGCCCCCUGUCUCAGCUUUGACAUAGUUCGGGAUCACCUUGGAGACAAUCGGUCAGAGUUUCCUCUUACACUUUAUCUGUGUGCUGGGACCCAGGCGGAGAGUGCCCAAAGCAACAGAUUAAUGAUGCUUCGGAUGCACAACCUGCAUGGGACAAAGCGCCCGCCAUCAGAGUGCAGUGAUGAAGAGGAGGAGGAGGAAGAUGAAGAAGAUGAAGAAGAGCGGAAGCCUCAGCUGGAAUUGGCUAUGGUGCCCCAUUAUGGUGGUAUCAACCGAGUUCGGGUGUCUUGGCUGGGCGAGGAGCCGGUGGCUGGGGUAUGGUCGGAGAAGGGCCAGGUGGAGGUGUUUGCGCUGCGGCGGCUUCUGCAGGCAGUCGACGACUCCCAGGCACUGGCGACCUUCCUCCGGGACGAGCAAGCUCGUGUGAAGCCCAUCUUCGCCUUCGCUGGCCAUAUGGGCGAGGGCUUUGCGCUGGACUGGUCCCCCCGUGUGCCCGGGCGCUUGCUGACGGGCGACUGUCAGAAGAACAUCCACCUCUGGACGCCUACGGAUGGCGGCUCCUGGCAUGUAGACCAGCGGCCGUUUGUGGGCCACACACGCUCCGUGGAGGACCUGCAGUGGUCCCCAACCGAGGACACGGUAUUCGCCUCCUGCUCAGCCGAUGCCUCCAUCCGCAUCUGGGACAUCCGGGCAGCCCCCAGCAAGGCCUGCAUGCUCACCACUGCCACCGCCCACGAUGGGGAUGUCAACGUCAUCAACUGGAGCCACCGGGAGCCCUUCCUGCUCAGUGGCGGGGAUGAUGGGGCCCUCAAGGUCUGGGACCUGCGGCAGUUCAAGUCUGGCUCGCCGGUGGCCACGUUCAAGCAGCACGUGGCCCCUGUGACCUCCGUCGAGUGGCAUCCCCAGGACAGUGGGGUCUUCGCAGCCUCGGGUGCAGACAACCAGAUCACACAGUGGGACCUGGCGGUGGAGCGGGACCCCGAGGCGGGCGACGCAGAGGCGGACCCUGGCCUGGCGGAGCUCCCACAGCAGCUGCUGUUUGUGCACCAGGGCGAGACAGACCUGAAGGAGCUGCACUGGCACCCGCAGUGCCCCGGCGUCCUGGUCAGCACCGCCCUGUCCGGCUUCACCGUCUUCCGCACCGUCAGCGUCUGAGUGGGCCCGGCGGCGUCUGGCCUGGCCGUGCACCUGGGAGCCGAUACCGGUCCCCGGGAGGACACUCACUCAGACCCGCAGGCCAGUCCCCUCGGGAAGGAGGCCUUCGUUUGGCCCGUUGGCGGCCAGGGUGGGCUCUCCUGGACGUACUGUUCUUUGAAAGGACUCAUUUGCUCCGUGACCCCUCCUGCCUAAGGACUGGAUUGACCCCUAACUCCCUAAAACAACUGGGUUUGGUCCAAUGAUCCUUCCAGCCAAAGGACUCGGUUUGCCCCGCGGGCCUCUGAAACAACUGAUUGGACUCCAGGGACCCCGCCCACCCAAAGAUUUGGUUCGGCCCAGUGAUCCCCUCUCCGCACCCUUCAAAGGACUCUGUCACCCUCCCUUCAAAGGACUGUCGGCACAUUUCACAGGCGGGGCUGGUGUGGCCCAAGUUGCUAUGGAUACGUUGCCAGCUGUGACACUCAGGCUUGACCCUGUGGCCCCAAGAACUCGCGCUUUACGCCGGGUGGACCAGGUUUCUGUCUAAUGGGUUUCUCCAGGAGGAUUAGGUUUUGACCCUUCCUGCUGCCAGGACCUCCCCGUCGGGGAAGGGCCUGCAUGGGCCUCUCCCCGCUCUCUGUGCUGAAGGCAGGCACUAUGCGGGGAGCAAAGUCGGGGGCGCCUGAGAGGCAAUAAAGGACCGGAAGAGGCUUGACGUGUGUGAGUCUCAUCCUGUGAGGAAACGGGCCAGAGGGGCUGGAAUCUGGCCCCUGCUUCAGCCCUCAGCUUGCUGGGUGCGGCCCGGUUCCG